AUGGAUGAGCUAGCCACAGACUCCGCCACCAGCCCGCCAGAGACCGGUAGCGUCCCGCCAACCGCCAGUCCCAGGAGCAGGAACUUCUCUCCUGCUGAGAAGAUCAACCCUGCACUUCAGGCAGUUGAGGAGAUGAUCAAGGAUAAAGAAAAGAGGACCAAGGGAUUGUCCUACCAGGAUAAAUUCACCAAAAGGCUCUUCCUUCAGGAGGAAGAUGCCAAGCCCGACUACCCAGAGGAUGGGGUCUGCAAGGAAUGCAGGACCUUGGAGAAGGGAAGGAAAUACUGUGUUAUCGGAGGUGGCGGUACUGCCGGAAAGAGGUGUGCCAGAUGCCUUCUUGGCGGAAAGCAAUGCAGCUUUGAUCCCAUGAGGAAGAGGAAAGCUACAAAGGCCUCUAAGGAAGCUGGUCCCUCCAAACUUCCCAAGUUGGACAAAGGAAAGGGAAGAGCCAGGCCUAUCGUCAUAGCGGACACCGAUAGCGGUUCCGGUAGCGACUCCGCCGACUCCGGUAGCGACUACGACCGCUCCGCUAACACCAAUGGAGGAAAGUUGGAUCAGAUCUUGGAGUUGUUGAAGGAGCAGAAUGGAAGGUUGAAAAGGUUGGAAAGGAAGAUGGACAACUUGUAG
Molecule: messenger RNA, 627 nt
Organism: Filobasidium floriforme
Lineage: Eukaryota; Fungi; Basidiomycota; Tremellomycetes; Filobasidiales; Filobasidiaceae
Exons: 2
Coding region: 1-627 (208 amino acids)
Source: RefSeq, a predicted model, not a curated record